AUGGACAUGAGGAUCAGGAGGGGAUCUGCAGCUCACCACGGUGUGCCAGAGGAGAGGUCUGCUGCUCUGCAGGAUGUUUCAAGGAUGGGGGCCAACAUCGCAGCACAGGAGGCAAUCCAUGUGCAGGAGAUCUUCACCUCCUACUUCUUCAAAGAGGGUGCUCUACCCUGUAUAAAGUACUCUGCAGCCACUUCGUGUGGACACCAGGUGUCUUGUGCCCCCCCUUCCCCAGAGGGCCCCUUGGUACUAGGGGGUCAGGAAGGGCCAAAGGGGCCCUGGGCAGUGUGUCUGGACAGCAGGUACAGCCUUGCGCAACGGAUACACACCAAACACUGCCGGGUCUACUCUCUGGGGUUGGGUGUGGAGGAUAAAACCCUGGAGCGCUCUCUGGCCAGGGCGGGCUGUGAGGUACACUGCUUUGACCCCAGCCUAAGACAGGCCCACCUGCAGGAGUCAGACAUGUGGCUCCACCGUCUCUCCAUAGACUGGAGGGACCCCAACCCAGCCAUCCCCGUCCAGCGACAGCACGGCAACACCAAGAAACUGGCCGCCAUCCUCAACGAUUUUGGACACAGACAGGUGGAUGUUCUGAAGGCAGACAUGGAGAGUGCGGAGUGGAAGAUUCUGGAGAACCUGGUUCUAGAAGGGGUUCUGAGCUCAGUGGGUCAGUUACUACUAGAAGUCCACCUCCACUGGGCGGGGUUUGAGGUGGAUGGGGACGACCCAUCCGUGGUGCGCUAUUGGUUCAGCCUGCUGAAGGAGCUGGAGCGCGCUCACUUCCGCCUCUUCCGUUACUACAGCGACCCAGCCAAGCCCCGCCUCUUCCUGCACAGGAACUUUCUGAACGCCAGCAGUGCCUAUACACUGGGCUGGGUCAACAAUCAGUGGAGGCCCUGAGAGCACUGACUGACUGACUGACAGACAGGCCUCUGGCCAGUGAGAAGGGGAAACUCUGGGAAAUGUAGUCCAGCUACGAUGGAAAACGAAAGAGUCGUCAAUUCCAUAGGAUGUUUGCCUUUGGAUAUUUACAGUGAGCUCCAAAAGUAUUGGGACAGUGACAGUUUUGUUGUUGUUUUGGCUCUUUAC
Coregonus clupeaformis (lake whitefish) is the source of this 1086-nucleotide messenger RNA. RefSeq names its product methyltransferase-like protein 24. The transcript is spliced from 5 exons. Lineage: Eukaryota; Metazoa; Chordata; Actinopteri; Salmoniformes; Salmonidae. The coding region runs from base 1 to 897 and encodes 298 amino acids. The record is from RefSeq and is a predicted model, not a curated record.